Molecule: messenger RNA, 7062 nt
Organism: Epinephelus moara (kelp grouper)
Lineage: Eukaryota; Metazoa; Chordata; Actinopteri; Perciformes; Serranidae
Gene: clcn2a
Product: chloride channel, voltage-sensitive 2a
Exons: 25
Coding region: 213-3317 (1034 amino acids)
Biological process (GO): chloride transport; transmembrane transport
Cellular component (GO): membrane
Molecular function (GO): voltage-gated chloride channel activity
Source: RefSeq, a predicted model, not a curated record
CACACACAUACGCACACACGCACAUCACAGCGGCGGCGGCGGCGGAGCUUUGCAUCAUGCGGGAGGGCUCAUGAUAAGAAACCUGUUACACGCUGCACAUGUGAUGGCACGCAGCCGCGCCGCCGGGUCCUCCUCCGCAGAUUAAUUAGCGGGCGGACUUGCAACUCCUCAGAGUGUCUCGGAUCGGGUGUCUUAAUGAGGAUAUUGCGACAAUGGCCAAGGACAAGACAGAAAACCGGACGCUUCAGUAUCAGCAAACUUUGAUGUAUGGGCGGUACACCCAGGAGCUGGGUGUGUAUGCCAAGGAGGAAGCAGCCCGCCUACGGGAUGGAGGAGUGCGGGAUGGUGGAGCACUGCGGAGGAACACCAGUGUUCGCAGUCGUGCUGCAGAUCUGCUGGAGUAUGAGAAGGACCCCUGUGCAAAGUGCCACUUGUGUGCAUCUCGCUGCCAGAAGUUCCUGAUCUCGCGGGUGGGGGAGGACUGGAUCUUCCUCAUUCUGUUGGGGCUGCUCAUGGCGCUGGUCAGCUGGGUCAUGGACUACGCCAUCGCCUUCUGCCAAGAAGCACAGAAGUGGAUGUUGGGUGGACUGGACAGUAACAUGCUUCUGCAGUACAUCGCCUGGGUCACCUACCCUGUAGUGCUCAUCACUUUCUCAGCAGGAUUCACUCAGAUACUGGCGCCUCAGGCUGUAGGUUCAGGUAUUCCAGAGAUGAAGACGAUACUGAGGGGGGUGGUCCUAAAGGAGUACCUGACAUUUAAGACGUUUGUGGCCAAAGUCAUUGGUCUGACCUGUGCUCUGGGCAGUGGGAUGCCUCUGGGGAAGGAGGGACCCUUCGUUCAUGUUGCCAGUCUGUGCGCCGCUCUCCUGAGCAAAGUUAUGGCUCCUCUUUUCGGUGGGAUUUACAUGGAAGAGCCCUUUGAGGGGAGCAAGAACGAGCUGAGGAACACAGAGAUGCUGUCGGCCGCCUGUGCAGUGGGUGUGGGCUGCUGCUUCGCUGCCCCUAUUGGAGGGGUGCUGUUUAGUAUUGAGGUCACUUCAACAUUUUUUGCGGUGAGGAACUACUGGAGGGGCUUCUUCGCCGCCACCUUCAGUGCCUUCAUAUUCAGAGUGUUGGCAGUGUGGAAUCAGGAGGAAGAGACCAUCACUGCUCUCUUUAAGACCCGUUUCCGUCUUGACUUCCCGUUUGACCUUCAGGAGCUUCCAGCGUUUGCCAUCCUCGGGAUUGCCUGUGGUUUUGGUGGUGCUCUGUUUGUCUACCUGAACCGCCUGAUUGUGGAGUGCAUGAGGAAACAGAAGACUAUUAACAAGUUCUUGCUGAGGAAGCGCCUGUUGUAUCCCGCACUUGUCACCCUGCUGGUCUCCACUCUCACGUUCCCUCCAGGCUUCGGGCAGUUCAUGGCCGGACAGCUGACGCAGCAAGAGUCUCUGGUCGCACUAUUCGACAACCGCACAUGGUGCCGCCAGGGCGUGGCAGAGGAAUUCGACUACAUCAGCCACAACCACGCCUGGAAGCACCCACAGGUCAAUGUCUUCAUCACACUCAUCCUCUUCAUCAUCAUGAAGUUCUGGAUGUCCGCUGUGGCCACCACCAUGCCUGUCCCAUGCGGAGCCUUCAUGCCAGUUUUUCUUAUCGGUGCAGCAUUUGGCAGACUUGUCGGAGAGAUCAUGGCAGCCAUGUUUCCUGAUGGGAUACAUGCAGUCGGCAACGUGUAUCCCAUAGUUCCUGGCGGUUAUGCUGUCGUUGGUGCUGCAGCGUUGUCUGGAGCAGUCACCCACACUGUAUCCACAGCAGUCAUAGUGUUUGAGCUGACUGGUCAGAUCUCCCACAUCCUGCCUGUGAUGAUCGCUGUGAUCCUGGCCAACGCCGUGGCCCAGGCGCUCCAACCAUCAUUGUACGACUCCAUCAUCCGCAUCAAGAAACUCCCUUAUCUGCCUGAACUGGGCAUGGGACAUCACGAGAAGUAUAAUAUCCGUGUGGAGGACAUCAUGGUCAGGGAUGUGCGCUUUAUCACUCUUAACUCUUGCUAUCGGGACCUGCAGGAGAUGCUGCUGACUGGUCAUCUCAAAACACUGGCCCUGGUUGAGUCCAGCGACUCCAUGAUCCUGCUGGGCUCCAUAGAGCGCCUGCAGCUCCAGUCGCUGCUCGCGCUUCAGCUGGGCCACCAGCGGAGGCUGGAGUACCUCCGCCAGCUGGCCCAAGACAACGGCACCCACAAUCACCUGCCCAGCCUGACCACCGACAGCACGCCCAGCUCCCCCUCCUCCCACACCAACACCAACGCCUCGUCCAACACCAGCGCUCGCCAAGCGGUCCGCUUCCUGGUGAGCACCCAACAGAUCUCCACAGAGGAGUCUUCCUCCUUCAGCCCAGUGGUUUCCAAUGUUCAACUUCCUCUGAAAUCUGCCUUGAAAACUGUGUCCGCCAUCAGCGACACAGAGACGCCAAAUAGCUCUCAGACCCUCUCCUGUGCUGACCAAGACAAAGAGCUGCUGGAGAGCCCGGCUGGGCCGGCUCCUCCUGAAAAAAGAAAGCCCAAGCCCAAACGAGUGAGGAUCUCCAUGGCGGACUCAACUGAAGUGGACGAUUGCAUGAGCCCAUCAGAUAUAGCAGAGUGGGAGGAGCAACAGCUCGAUGAGCCGGUGGAUUUCAAGAACUGCAAGAUUGAUCCCGCUCCUUUCCAGCUGGUGGAGCAAACAUCUCUGCAUAAGACUCACACCAUCUUCUCUCUGCUGGGUCUGGAUCACGCCUAUGUGACCAGCAUGGGACGUCUGGUUGGAGUGGUCUCUCUCAAAGAGCUGCGUAAGGCCAUCGAGGGCUCAGUGACAGUGACUGGAGUAAAAGUGCGCCCUCCGUUGGCCAGUUUCCGUGACAGUGGGAACACUGCGACUGUGUCCGAGGUAACAGAACUACACAAGCUGUGCAUCCGCCACAGGGGGCUCUCGUUGCCACGGGAACCCAACCACCCUCCUAAUGUGGAGGGACAGCCAGAUCUCCCGUACAAAGAGAUCCCCGUCAACUUCUCGGACCAAACGAAUUUGCAGUUUGAAACCAGCCCCGGUGACGCCUCGAGUCAGUCGUCGGAGUUGGUGCUCCAGGAGAGCCCCUCGUUCACCGAGGACCAAUCAGAGUUUACUUUUGACUGCAGCCCCUCCCACACUGAGGAAUCAGAGCUGGCCUGUGACUAUGACCCCCUCACCUACACUCCUGAGCCGGACGUCACAGAGCAAGAGCUGGGGAGUCCAGCUCUGAACAAGGACCAAUCAGAACCUGUGGGAGAGGGUGGCCCCACCCACACUGAGGAUCGAUCAGAAUGAUCAGAGGGGAUCCAUGCUGUCGCCUCAUGAAUGUUGACGUUUCUUACAUGUGUAGAGGUCACUCUCACCUCCAAGUCCAGCCUAGAUACCUGUGUUUCUAACGUUGUUGUGGCGUGAGUGGACGAGUGAAGGAGAGCAUGUGUGAAUUCAUUUUUUUUUUUUCAAACUGUGCAGAUGUUUGUUUCAAAGGAUGACGCUGGCUUUAUUCUAUAUUUUUUUACUGUCAACAAAUCCAGUGCGUUUGUUCCAUUCUCUCUGACCUCCCUCUCCUGUUUGUGGCUUUUCGAUUCCAAUUGAAGAUGCAAAUCUUUAAAGAGGAGUGCCUCAGAUUUGACACAUCAAAGUCUGUUUACAGGUGUUGGAGAGCAACAUUGCAUAUCUGAUAAAAAUUAUACGAAGUGAUGCCACUUGAAUCAGCAUUGGUUUGAAGAUUAAAACAGAAAUCUGUUGGUGUGAGCUCAGAUAGAAGACCUGUCAGACCUCUUAAGAUCCUCAACUCUGCUUGAGGCUAACAGCUUGAGGCCACUAGCUUAGCGCAGCAUUCACACCAAAUCAGGCGUUGCAGCAAAAACGCCAUGCCGUUCAUUAGAGUGUGGGUAGUGCGGUGGUGGGGGCCACAGGGUAUGCCGAAGAAAAUCACAGCAGCCUGCUGCAAAAAGUUAAAACAGACUCACCUUUUUAAGAAAUGCAACCUGACAUCGCACUGCAGUAGCCAAUCAUGUAACCGGCAAUCAGACCGGAAGAUGCUGCAGCCCAUGGGAACACUUAUACAGUCUCUUUCUAUCAUUGCUGGUAACUUUUAAGGUGGAACGUAAACUUGUAAUGUUACUCAAUGCAUGAGUUGAUGACGUGAAGCAAUCACAGUGAAUUUCACUGUUACAACUUUAACCAUUACUGAAGUUUUCAUGUGACAUACACUUUAAGUAAUGAGUGGAUCUUCAAGCGUUUAUAUAUAUGAAUUUCGACAGGGACGACAUAUAUUCCAAUCCUCACUCAGAGUUUUAAAAAAAAGCAUUGCGGAGCCAUAUUCAUGUGGGCUCCGGCACACUAAACCCCUGAGCUUGCCUGAGAGGGACUAAAUGCACAAACCUGCUGUUUUUAAAUAUCCCAUAGAGACAGACUCUCACUGCGGCCUGUUCUAUUUUGUUCUGAAAAUGUCGGCGUGCAACUGCGUUCUAUGGAUGAUAAACGAGGUGCAGACUUCCAUCUGUGUCACCGGUGAAGAGGAAAUACAGUGAAUCCUGGACGGAGCAGUGAGUGACAACAACCCCGCCCACUUUUAAGGGUACUGUUUGCAGUGGAAACGCUAAACAGACAUAGGGUCUAGGUACCAUGUCUGAAGGGUUAAUUUUGGUUCCAAACAUACCUUACCGAGAGUGUUUAGUGGACCCAAAUACAAAGACUAGUUUGGUUUUGUUGACAAUAAGAAAAAUAUAAAACAUUACCAGCUGUAUCUUUUAAAGUGUGUGUGUGUGUGUGUGUGUGUGUGUGUGUGUGUGUGCGCGCGAGAGAGACUUUUUGACACUUUCCUUGCCAUGCUCAGAUUUGGUUCAGACUCUUAAACAUAAUUUGAGUCUUUGUGCCAAAAUAACAUCCUGUCAACAUGACUUCAGUUAUAUUUAGGGCUGAGUAUCAUUUGAAAAUAUUACAGUACCAGUACCCAAACCAGAUCCCUGAAAGUGAUACUAAUACAAGAAGAGUCCUUCUUUUGAUCCCCAUAAUGUAAACGGUGUGGCGUGUAUUAUGGCCAUAAUUUGGAACGUUUUGGUGGCAUCUCGGCACGCUGGACUGCAAACUCUGCCGCACUAGACUUCACCAAAACGCAGACUGUAUGUGUUGUAGCUGCUGCUGCUGCAGGAGUGUGAGCUCCGUGCAGCGACAGUUGGUGAAAGCUCCCCAAGAUGCACACAGACGGUAACAGGGCUAACUGCUAGCGUCCUCAACUGCAGUUGACAACUACAGAAUUCUGGUCUGAAUCAUUUCUAGCAACCAAAAUCUUUUCAGGUGGAGGUCCCUGAAGUCAAAUCUUAUCACAUGGGGGAUCAACUCUGACCUAAUAUCAAUCAAUUUAGGGGUCCUUGUCAUGAAAAAGGUUGGGAACUACUGACUCAGGCCCUGAUCACACAGAAAGCAUUUUAGCAGCUGGAGGCGCAUUUUUGUAAUUGAUUUUAAUGAGAAUAAAGCUUUUUGCUCAUGGUCACAACAACAAGUUUACAGUUGGUAAACAAUGGUGGUAGCAGUUAUACAGCCCGACAAUAGACAGCAGAUGGCAGCAACAGAAAGUUUGCUGAUCGGUUGUGGAGUUGGGACAGAGUAGGAUCAGACACCCGGCACAAAAGGAUCUAAUGCAGGUAUCGUUUGACGGGAGACGCGUCAGUACUACUUGGUACUGGGUUAUUUCGGCUGAUAACUUGAAGGUACUGAGAACUGAUACUCAGCCCUAGUUCCAUUACAAGGAGUGAAAAAAGUCACAUGCAAAUAAUGUAGAGGGAACAAUAUAAGGAGCAAAUAAUGGAGAAGAAAGCACAGAAGAACAAAGAAUAUUAUUCCAAUGAGCACAUGAUGGUAUGAUUUCAGACUACUACCUAUUUAUUAGCACUGGACUUAUACUAGAGGUCCAGAAUUCAUGGCUAAUAAUUUUAAGAUAUAGAGGUGUUGGUUAUGUGUUGGCUUAUAUGCAAUAAAUUUACAGUAAUAAUGCUGUCGAAGGUGGUUUAAUAGCAACAGUGACAUCAUUAGUUUGACUCCAGUGUUCACAACACAUAUCUUAUUUUUAUUUCUUUAUUUUACUAGCAGCUGUUGGUGUCAUAUCAGCCCCCGAAGUCCCCAAAUCGACUGGGAUCUACUGUUCAAAGGCAGCUUCAGUUCCAAAGGUCCACCAAGCUUAGUACAGGGAUCCGAAUACUGGUGAAGCACAUUGUAAUUACCAUGAGUAUAAUUUCCUGCACAUGUAGCCUCGUUUGGCUUCAGAGGAGCUGAUUCAGUGAGGGCAACUGUCAGUCCUGUCACUUGAGCUGCCUCUACAUCCUCUGCUACGUGAAUUUAAUUGCGUGUUUAACGUGUUUCUAGCAUGAUUAAAGGAACAACACUUGAGCUCCGAGCGAAAGAUACCGGCUGUUGUACAGAGCACACAAACACACUCACACUUAUACGCACACGUGUAUGCGGCCUGUAGAUAUUAACACCGUGAUAUGUUCCACGUAUCUUUACAACAGAGUACAUUUAAUCCAGCCUGGCCUCCAAUGCAAUGUCAAGAAAUGUAACUAAGCACAGUGAUAACCCACAAACUGUUGUAGAGCAAAAGUGCGUGUGAGUCCUCGUUACGACCCUCAAAUUGAUGUAUUUUUAGCUUCAUGCAAUUUUUGAGCCAUGUUUCAAUUUUAUGUGAUGUCAUCGCAGCACCAACUCAUGUUUUGUCUGCGUAAACAUUUGUGCAACGAUUUAUUAACGUCUUAACCUUUCGUUUGCAUAUAGAAUGUGAAAUAGUGCUCGCCAUAUAAGAUAACGCAUAAGGAGUUAAAUGUAGAGAGUGUAUAAGCUAAUUUGCAGCGUAUCUAGUUAAGCAAUAAGUCUGUAGUAUCUCCCUUUAUAUGGCACUGGCCUGUAUAUGCUUUGUACAUAUGAACAUACACGGAUGAGAUCUACGUACACGCUAUUGUACAUAGGAGAAUUAUGCAUUUGAAAUCCAACAGCCAUCGUUAUUUUUCAGAGGACAUAAAAUUGUUUUUGUACAUGAGUGAAUGAU